Myotis daubentonii (Daubenton's bat) is the source of this 846-nucleotide messenger RNA. It is a transcript of the gene CRB3, whose product is annotated as crumbs cell polarity complex component 3. Lineage: Eukaryota; Metazoa; Chordata; Mammalia; Chiroptera; Vespertilionidae. The record is from RefSeq and is a predicted model, not a curated record.
CCGGAAGUGCGCUCCCCUCCCAGGUGAGUGACUAAACUUUCCGGGUCACGUGAGCGGGAGGAGCCGGUGUGGUCCGGCCGAGCGACCGAGGGACGCAAGGAGGGAUCGAGCGAGGGAAGCAGAUCGGGAACCUGAGUGAGAUCAAAGACGCCCGGGCCAGGUGCCAAGUCGUAAGUACCUCUGGCCCGAGAUGCGGUAGGAGCGGCGCGCAAGAAGCCCUGUCCCUGGUGCCACCAGCCUAUCUCCCCAGGCCCAUGGCGAGCCCCAGCCUGGGGCUGCUCCUGGCGCUCGGCCUGCCGCUGCUGCCGGCCCGCUGGGGCCGGGUCUGGGGGCAAACAUUGGACCCCACUGCAUAUGAGAAUAGCACUGCUACCACCCCAUACCCCAGCUUCAAUGGGGCCCUGUCUAAGGAGGCCACCACUGCUAUCAUCGUGGUCUUCUCCCUCUUGGCUGCCCUGCUUCUGGCCGUGGGGCUGGUGCUGCUGGUGCGGAAACUGCGGGAGAAGCGCCAGACGGAAGGCACCUACCGGCCCAGCAGUGAGGAGCAGUUCUCCCACGCAACCGAGGCCCAGGUUCCCCAGGACUCCAAGGAGAAAGUGCAGGGGUGCCUGCCCAUCUAGGUCCCCUUCCUCUCUUCAUCUCCCUCCCUUGCUGUGUGACCUUGGGGGAAGGCUGAUCCCUCUCUGAGCCUUCAAAACCUGAGCUUAAGAAUAGAAGGGGAAAAGGUGCUUCAAAACUCUGCCCCUGAGGGCAAGGGAGGGUGGGGAUGCUGACAUUUUAUAUAUAUAUAUAUAUAUAUGUGUAAAAUUGAUAGUGAGAUAUAAUAAAACCUUUUUUUGAACUGGU